Molecule: messenger RNA, 1353 nt
Organism: Chironomus riparius
Lineage: Eukaryota; Metazoa; Arthropoda; Insecta; Diptera; Chironomidae
Source: the annotation of a GenBank genome assembly
AGACAAUUUAGCAUCUUCUUUGAAAAUAUCAUCAAAAAAAUUUCUGUAAAAAGAUCUCUCCUGAAUUAACAAAAUUUUGAAUUUAAACUACAUUUUGUAGGAGUUAUAAUGUCACAUAAAACAGGAAUCAAGUCUAAUAAUGAAUUAUUAAACUUUUUUGCAAAAUGCAAGAAAAAGAGCAGUAAAUACAGACUUGUGAAAGUAUCUAUUAUAAAUGAGGAACUAGCACUUGGAUGUUACAAGGAAGUAAGCAAGAAAGAUUGGGAAAGUGAUUUUGAUAAAUGCAUUGGCAGUGUAAUUGAAGAGAAUGUUCCUUGCUACAUACUUUAUCGACUUGAUGAAAUUAAUAAAGCCGUUGAUAGCUAUUAUUGGAUGCUUAUAUCAUGGAUUCCGGAUACUGCAACUAUUCGUGAAAAGAUGAUUUACGCAAGUACAAAAAGUACACUCAAACAGGAAUUUAAUACGGGAAAUUUAAAAGAGGAAUAUCAUUCGACAAAUUUAGAAGAAAUGAGUCUUGAUGGCUAUAAGAAGAACAAAGUCUUUCAGCAGGCAACCACACCUCUUACACAACGUGAGCAAGAAAUUAACGAGAUGCGCCGUACAGAAAUUAAAACUAAUAUCGGAAUUGAUUCACGUCACCAAACAAUGAGUGGUUUAAAUUGUCCAGUUAGUGAAGCAUCUCAACAAGCAAUUAGAGACAUUCAGCGUGGAUCUUACAAUUAUUUGCAAUUUGAAAUUGAUCUCGAUCAGGAAGAAAUUAAUAUUACGAAAGCUGAGAGUAUUGAAGUUACUAAAUUAUCAUCAAUGAUGCCAACUGAUCAUGCUAGAUUUCAUAUUUAUUUCUUCAAGCAUUAUUAUGAAGGUGAUUAUCAGGAGAGUUUUGUUUUUAUCUACAGCAUGGCUUCCAAUUGCUCAGUAAAGGAACGAAUGAUGUAUUCAUCCUGUAAAGCUCCAUUCUUAGAUAAGAUACAUACUCUUGGAAUUAAUUUCACAAAAAAACUUGAAGUUGACGAUCCAUCAGAAGUGACUGAAGAAAAUUUAUUAAGUGAAUUGUAUCCCAAAAAAACGCUUCAUAGACAACAAUUUGCAAAACCAGCACCGCCAUCAAGAGCUGGUCCCAGGCGUAUCAUCAAGUAAAACACCAAUUAUUUCAUAAAAAAAAUAUUGCCACAAAUCAUAAUCAAAUAUCCAACCUACCUAUUAUACCUAUCAUACACACAUAAUUUAUUUAAAGCAUUAAUUUGUAGAGGAAUUUAUCAUUUAUGACAGCGUAUUCAUAUUUUUUAUAGCGUUAUGAUGUAUUUGAGAAUAUUUUAAUCACUUUAAAAAAUAAUAAAGUUUUUUGAAAAUCAC